AUGUACGAUGACUUCAUCACCAAGAACGCACACCAAGUGUCACAAAUCGAGUCGACGUUACGAUCAUUAACCUACAUCAUCCCUGGCCGUUUCCGCGACGCCGAGAUUGCCUCCGAGUCCAUCCACAGCGGUGUGCAGCUGCUAUCCCUCUACCACGACACGCUACUCCGACGGGCGCACAAGCUCACGACGAAGGUACCGCUGCCGCCCUCGCUCUCACAGCCCGCGCCCACCCCACACGGCCGAUACACGCGCUUCUGGACCCUGAAGAGCACCCUCUACCGCCGCGUCGCCUACGCCCUGCAGAUCGUCCAUUAUGUCGAGCUGCUGUGCGAGAUGGCCGCCAAGCGCCGCGGCGAGCGCAUUCGCUGGCGCGUCAUCGUCCUACUCGAGGCCGCCAAGGCCCUGUGCCGCCUGCUGCUGAUGCGCAUCACACGGUCCCGCCCACUCGUCACCCCCAUUCUUCCCGAGCGGGAGCCGAUACCAGAGCAGCCCACAGAGGAGGAUGAGGUGGAGGCUGAGUUCAGGGCGCUGGAGGAAGAUGAUGAGGACAGGAGGAAUAGCACUGGGGAACUGGGCCAACGAAAGGGUCAGUUGGGUCCCAAUGGCGAGUGGACCAUGUCCCGCACCGGCAUGAGCCUCCCAUCUCUGCCCGCCCCAGGCGAUACGAGCGGGUACCUGCUUUCGCGGGUGUUGACCUCGGACGAUAUCAAGCCGGCAGCGACGUUGCUCAACAAACUGCAGGGCCGAGCCCAGGCCGCCGAGGUUUUGCAUAUCCUCGCGCCGCUCAUCUUUGCCGUGGCGCUGGCCCGGAGCAAGGACAAACGCAAGGCUUGGACACCGUGGCUGUUGGGCGUCGGCGCGGAGCUCGCCGCACGGCAGCUGAGGGAUCGCGGGCUGAGGACGACGCCGCUCGAGCGCGAGGAGUGGAACAGGCGCGGCUGGGCCAUGGGCUGGUGGGCGAUGCGCGGUGCCUUCUACGAGAACGUUACCAAGGGCAUGGUGGGGGGUGUUCGAAGCCGGAUGCCAGGGCUGCUUGCCGGUAUUUUGGAGGAUUACGAGUAUCUGUGGGAGAACUACCACUUCAGCACAAGUUCGUGA
Molecule: messenger RNA, 1101 nt
Organism: Chaetomium globosum CBS 148.51
Lineage: Eukaryota; Fungi; Ascomycota; Sordariomycetes; Sordariales; Chaetomiaceae
Exons: 2
Coding region: 1-1101 (366 amino acids)
Biological process (GO): peroxisome organization
Cellular component (GO): peroxisomal membrane
Source: RefSeq, a predicted model, not a curated record